Molecule: messenger RNA, 183 nt
Organism: Uncinocarpus reesii 1704
Lineage: Eukaryota; Fungi; Ascomycota; Eurotiomycetes; Onygenales; Onygenaceae
Exons: 2
Coding region: 1-183 (60 amino acids)
Source: RefSeq, a predicted model, not a curated record
AUGGGUAAGAUAAUGGCCGAAGCGGGUAAGGCAGCAAUGAGAGGAUGGGAGAAACGACAAAGGGUCAGGCAACCUACAAGUAGCCCUGAAGAAAGGAUAACAAUGUCCCAAGGUCACCGUUUCUGGAUGUCAGCUACUGGUUUGAACCAGCUCAAUGCCAACUCCUUUGCGGCAGAUAGCUAG